This is a messenger RNA of Saccostrea echinata, 3123 nucleotides long. Its product is annotated as isatin hydrolase-like. The record is from RefSeq and is a predicted model, not a curated record. Gene Ontology annotation, molecular function: arylformamidase activity. NCBI's taxonomy places the organism in Eukaryota, Metazoa, Mollusca, Bivalvia, Ostreida, Ostreidae. The coding region runs from base 138 to 995 and encodes 285 amino acids. The transcript has 3 exons.
UUUGUUGCCUAGGCUGUCUUCCCCUACCAUUAAGUUUCUGUUGUUGACUAGGGGAAUAUAUAAAGUCAUGUUAACUAGAGCGCAGAGGUUCUUACUUUUCAUCCGUGUUAACGGCGACACAAGUAUCUUUGGCCAAAAUGGAUGCAUUUAUAUCUUUCUGUGUUUUCCUUUCGGUGGUUCUUCCAAUACACUCGGUUCCAAGAAUUGUGGACUUGUCUUAUCAACAAGACGAUGACGCAAUCAGCUGGCCUUCCAAUCCGCCGUAUAAUUUUACCAAACUCUAUCGGGGAUUUUACGCAGAAUUCAAUAUCUGGCUUGAAAACAACCACAUCGCCAUGCCAGAGCACAUGGGCACCCACAUUGACGCUCCGGUUCAUAUUCACCAGGGCUCUUGGAAGACGCAUCAAAUUCCGAUUGAAAAACUGUAUGGACCUGGAGUUAUUAUAAAUGUUAAAACCAAGGUCGAGAGCAAUCCAGAUUACAGAGUUUCCACAGACGAUCUUUCGAAAUACGAGGAAAAAUACGGAGAAAUUCCUAGGCAUGCCGUUAUUAUAAUGAACUCGGGUUGGACCAAAAAAUAUCCUAACGCCACUCUUGUCUUUGGGACCACAGACCUUCAAGAUUCCUCUACAUACCACUUUCCUAGCUGGCAUGAAGAAGCUGUCACAUGGCUGAUAAACAAAAGACAAGUCAACGCCAUUGGGGUGGACACUCCCUCUACUGAUUACGGACAGUCCAGAACAUUGACCUGUCACGUGAUCAUUGGAAAAAAUAACGUGGUAGGGAUUGAAAAUGUUGCAAAUCUGGAUAACAUUCCAGAAAGCGGAAGCACUAUUUACGUUCCGGUUGUGAAGAUUUAUGACGGAAGUGGCGGACCUGCGCGUCUUUUCGGGACAUACGAUGACGAUCCGGACAAAACAAACGCAGCAUCUACAGCUUUAUGCUCCAUCAUCUACACAUACUCUCUGAUCAUCGCUCUUAUUGUCAAAUUUUAAAUAUGUAUAUAUAUAUUUCUUUUUAUAUAGAAGUGAAUAUUUAUCUAAAAAAAAUUUUACCUUAAAUCUACUUUUAGUUUCAUAUUUCAAGAUAAAAUGGAGGUUUUCAUUUAUACAUUUAUUUCAUAAGUGUGGUGGAUACUACCCAUUAGAUAAACCUACGGUUUAUCAAUAGCACUUUCGAUCCGGUUUUGAGACAAUCCCUAGCUUCAAGAUGUAAAUAUUUCGAAACUUCUAUUAGUGAAAAUUCUACCAGAGGGAGCUUUGUACAUAACAACACCCCUAGCUUCUUUAUAUCUACGGCCUAGCCAGGAAAGUGAGUCUUCUAUGCAAACCAGGAACAAGUACUCUUCCUCUUAUUUAUAAAGUGAACCCCAUGAGGACCUGUUGUUACCUCUACAUAUAUGGACAUUUGUACUGAAGGGUGAUCGAUCUUGUAAUUUUUUUUUUCUUUUUAAUUCGUAGUCCGUUGAUUGGAAUAUCGGUCCUAUGUCAAGGAUCACAACUUUUGGGCGGAUAAGGUUUGUAUUUUUAAAUUAAAAAAAAAAAAACUGGAGCUCACUGGAAACACCAGAAAGACUGAAUAUAAAUUACAAUAAUUUAUUUGAAAUGACAGCCAGAAAACCGAUGACCUUCCUUAAUAUGUACAGAAGAUUGAUUUUCACAAUUUCGUUUAUUUCCACAAUGUUUUUUUUUCACAGUUACGUGUACUAUACAUUUUGGAUCGAGCGUUAUCUGUACAAUAUUAAUGUAAUUUUCUUUUUUCUUUUUAUUUUGUUUCAUUUCUAUCUGAAAAUGUGCACAUUUUAUCAAGGAAAUUGAAGUUGAGUUAAAUAUUUCCUUACCAUGAAACUUAACUUGAGAAUCCACGAGAGAUGUAUAUCGUUUUUUGCCUGACGCCAAGAAUGUCAGGCAGUAUAAGGAUCAAUUUUUCCAUGGUCCGAAACUAAGCGAUCAUACUUAGUGAGCUAGAUUUUGUGCAAGCUGAUUUACAUUGGAAUUUGUUACCUGAAUUUUAAAAGAAACCGUUUGCAGAAAAAAGAAUCAUAUUAUUGAUUUUUUCUUUUUAUAUGCACCUGUUUAUUGUUCGCAAUUCCUAUACAGACAUGUCUGUGUAACAUUUUUCGGCGUUUCUAAACUACUGGAUUAGUCUAUUUGUGUCAGUAAGACUAUGCCGUUAGCUCAGUUUCAAAGAAACUAUUCAAGAUAUUUUUAUCUAGACACAUGCACUGAUAUAUAUUUGUGAGAACUAUUCAGUUGUCCAAAGUGUAUGACCUUGACAUUAUUUUUUUUAUUUUGCCCUUUGGUCAGUUUCAAAGAAACUAGAUAUUUUUAUGCAAGUUAAUGCACUAGGACACAAUUUUGUGAGAAUUUAUCAACUAUCCAAAUUUUCUUACCUCGACAUUCUUAAUGACCUCUGACGUCACUUUUUAUUGUUUAUAAAAACUCGUUUUUAAGAAACUAUUUCAGUUAUUCUAAUAAAACUUCAUACGUUAAUUCACACUUCAAUGUUGCAUUAAUAAUGAACCCUAGGUGGGACAUUCAUGUCAUGUGGACAUAUUUCUACUUUUUUGCUUAUCAAGUAGAUUACACAAUAUAUACGAGAGGUGUAGCUUUUUUUUGCUUUCUCACAACUAUUUAUAUUCAAAACCAUUAGUAUACCUGCUGUUCAAGCAUCUGAACAUUUCAUGUAAUUUGAUUCAAUAUAUAAUGUACUUAAUAAAUGUUCAUGUGUCAUGCACUAAGGUUAUUCGUUAAUUUACAAUAUUACAUUUGUUAUUUGGUCAUAACUUUUCAGAAAGUGUACUGUAACCAGUAGUGUGACAUUUGUUUUAGGUGAUGGUUUAUCAGAAAGAUUUUGCCAUACACCUCAUAAAUAACACUGAUUAAUACCUUUUCAUUUCAUAUAACAUUUUGAUUUAUGUCUUUUCAUUUCACUUUACCAUGCUUAUCCAUGUACAUCCUUAACUCCUUAUAUUCAGUUUUUUCAAACAUUGUUAUUUUCUUCACACUUCUACAUGUAAGAGUAAAAUUUGUAAAACAAUACCAUGCCAUUGAAAUGUUAUCCAUAUGCAUGUACAUUCAACGUAUAUCCUUGUUCUUUGAGAUUAAAUAAAUAUAUAUAUAU